This is a messenger RNA of Cornus florida, 1358 nucleotides long. Its product is annotated as tobamovirus multiplication protein 2A-like. Bases 338 to 1168 code for a protein of 276 amino acids. The record is from RefSeq and is a predicted model, not a curated record. Gene Ontology annotation, cellular component: membrane. The transcript has 7 exons. NCBI's taxonomy places the organism in Eukaryota, Viridiplantae, Streptophyta, Magnoliopsida, Cornales, Cornaceae.
UUGUUCUUUUAAGCGGAUCUCAAAUUGGGUUUGCGUUGAAAAAAAAUUCAAUCUGAAUUUUAUUUGGGUUAAAACCCCGCCGAAUCAAUAUGCCAACUGUCAACGAACAAAGAGAAUAGAAAAGUAGACAAACUUUUUCUUCCACUUCUGAAAAUAAAAUAUCUCUCUCUCGUUUCGAAUCUUCCAGAGCUCGCUUUCUGAAACUCGGAUCUAUAGCUCGAAUCUGUAUUGAUUGGUUGGAUAAAUGGGGGUUUAAGUUGAAGGAAAUUGAAGAGUUGAUGAAAUUGAAGGAACUUUUUAAGAGUUGUUAUUGAAGGGAUUUGAGGGGUUGUAGAGGAUGGCGUGUAAGGGGUGUUUGGAGUGUCUACUGAAGCUUCUAAACUUCUUGUUAACUCUUGUGGGUUUGGCCAUAGUGGGUUACGGAAUCUACUUAUUUGUGGAGUAUAAAAGAGCAUCUUCUGGCGGCAGCCCAUCUCCUGCGCCCACAGGUGAUGAUGUGAUCCAGCUCGGCCGGCCGAUGCUUAUGGCUUUGUCUCUGUCUAGCAGCAUUUUCGAUAACCUGCCGAAAGCUUGGUUCAUAUAUUUAUUUAUUGGUAUUGGUGUGGUUCUCUUCAUCAUAUCUUGUUUUGGUUGUAUUGGAGCAGCAACAAGGAACGGAUGCUGCCUGACUUGUUAUUCAGUAUUGGUGAUCUUGUUGAUCUUGGUGGAACUGGGAUGUGCUGCUUUUAUAUAUUUUGACAAAAGUUGGAAAGAGGAAAUUCCAACUGACAAAACUGGAGACUUUGAUUCGAUAUAUGAGUUUCUGGAAAAGCACUGGGAAAUCGUCAAAUGGGUUGCUCUUGGGGCUGUUAUUUUGGAGGCUCUGGUGUUCUUGUUAGCUUUUGUGGUAAGGGCUGCAAACAGACCAGCAGAUUAUGACAGUGAUGAUGAGUAUAUAAAUGUACAGAGGCAACAAAUCAGACAACCAUUGAUCAACAGGCCACCAGUUCCAGCAACGGGGGUCCCUGUUGCUGGUACCCUUGAUCAGCGUUCAAACAGAAAUGACACUUGGAGCAAUCGUCUGAGGGAAAAGUAUGGGCUUGGUACACACAAUCCUUCCGAGGCAAACAGUUAUCAGCAAGCAGCAGAACAGCCGGCAGAAGAAAGGAGUCGUUGCAGCAUCAUGUGAUGAUCAUCCGAGUUAUGCUCAAAUUCGAAAUUGGCUCAGUUCUGGAAACUGAAUUUAUUCUACUGGUGCUAGAAACAUUGUAUUACAUUCUGUUUUUUUUUCAUGGAGCUGACAAUGAGUUACAGAUUUUGUAUGAAGCUGUGAGUUGCAUUCAGCUGGUUUAAUGGUAAAAUUGAGACACACAGGCAAA